GGUGCGUUCUAUCGGCGCUUAACUGCAAUGCCUUGUUUACUCGCACAUGGCAGUUAAUGGUCGUCUCUCUGAGCAGAGUCCGUGUUCAUCUGCGUUUUAUCAUUCCAAGACUUUGUAGUUAGGUGAAAUUAACACAAAAGGAGAAAAUAAUGUCGCAGUUACAGGCGAGGUUCUUCACAGAAGACAAGAGGUACAUUGUGGACGAUGUUCCGUUUUCCAUUCCUGCCAGCUCUGAAGUGGAGGACCUUGGCAACAUCAUCAACAAGCUGCUGUUGGCUAAAAAUGCAUCCCACAGCAAAGUGGAGUUUGACUUCCUGGUCCGGGGUCAGUUCCUGCGGACGUCACUCUCCUUUCACAUGGAGACAGAAGGAAUAUCAACGGAAGAAGUGGUUGAGAUCGAAUACGCUGAGAAAAUUACAGCCCCGCAGCCAGAAGAGUGUAUGAUGCACGAUGACUGGAUCAGCUCUGUGGAUGCAGACAACGAAUGGAUCCUGACAGGUUCAUAUGACAAGACUGCCAGGAUUUGGUCUCCGGAAGGCAAGGCCAUGAUGACAGUGGCAGGACACACAGAUGUUGUCAAAGACGUAGCCUGGGUUAAAAGAGAUGGUCUAACCUCACUUCUUCUAACGUCAUCUCUUGACCAAACCAUUUUGAUGUGGGAGUGGAACUCUGAGAAGAACAAAGUGAAAGCAAGACACUGCUGUCGUGGACACACAGGCAGUGUGGACACUGUUGCCACGGACCCCACUGGCUCAAAGUUCAGCUCUGGCUCAUGGGACAAAAUGUUGAAAAUCUGGUCAGCAGUGCCUACAGAUGAAGCAGACGAGGUGGAGGAACCCGCUGACAGGCCGAGGAAGAAGCAGAAGACUCAGCAGCUGGGUCUGACCAGAACUCCCCUAAUGACUCUUUCUGGACACAAUGAGGCAGUGUCUUCCGUACUGUGGAGUGACACUGAGGAAGUUUGUAGUGCAUCCUGGGACCACACAAUCCGUGUGUGGGAUGCUGAGACUGGUGAAAUGAAGACGACGUUGACCAGCACUAAAGUGUUCAACUGCAUUUCCUACUCACCUCUGUGCCGAAGACUGGCCUCAGGAAGCGCUGACAGACACAUCCGACUCUGGGAUCCACGCACCAAAGAUGGAUCACUGGUACUGUUGUCUUUGACCUCACACCAUGGCUGGGUCACUGCUGUGAAGUGGUCACCUUCCCAUCAGCACCAGCUGGUCUCAGGCUCAAUGGACAACCUGGUCAAACUGUGGGACACCAGAAGCUGUAAGGCUCCUCUGUAUGACCUGGCUGCCCACGAGGACAAAGUGUUUUGUGUCGACUGGACAGAAAGUGGGCUGAUGUUGAGUGGAGGAGCUGAUAACAAACUCUACUCCUUCAAAUACUCGGCCUGUCAGACAGAUGCAGGGGCAUAGUCCAGGACUCAACACCCCGUAGAAUUUGUUCUUUAUCAUGCUCGUUGUGUCAUUGUCCUCUGAAUUUUUAUGCAUAUGGACUUUAUUCUAAUGAAGCCUCUUAAUUUUCCAUACGGAAGAUUAAAAAAUAUAUAUUUGUAUCUUAAAAAUGUUGUCAUUUCACCUUAAAGUGUAUCUAAUAAACCUUGAUAUGUUUCUUUAUCCAACAAAAAACGUUUAAAUAAAGGCUCAUGAAGAAUAUUA
This is a messenger RNA of Cynoglossus semilaevis (tongue sole), 1664 nucleotides long. It is a transcript of the gene wdr12, whose product is annotated as WD repeat domain 12. The transcript is spliced from 13 exons. Gene Ontology annotation, molecular function: protein binding. NCBI's taxonomy places the organism in Eukaryota, Metazoa, Chordata, Actinopteri, Pleuronectiformes, Cynoglossidae. The record is from RefSeq and is a predicted model, not a curated record. Gene Ontology annotation, cellular component: PeBoW complex; preribosome, large subunit precursor. Bases 150 to 1421 code for a protein of 423 amino acids. Gene Ontology annotation, biological process: maturation of LSU-rRNA from tricistronic rRNA transcript (SSU-rRNA, 5.8S rRNA, LSU-rRNA); maturation of 5.8S rRNA from tricistronic rRNA transcript (SSU-rRNA, 5.8S rRNA, LSU-rRNA); ribosome biogenesis.